This is a messenger RNA of Anastrepha obliqua, 777 nucleotides long. Its product is annotated as homeobox protein unc-4-like. Gene Ontology annotation, biological process: regulation of DNA-templated transcription. NCBI's taxonomy places the organism in Eukaryota, Metazoa, Arthropoda, Insecta, Diptera, Tephritidae. Gene Ontology annotation, molecular function: DNA-binding transcription factor activity, RNA polymerase II-specific; sequence-specific double-stranded DNA binding. The record is from RefSeq and is a predicted model, not a curated record. The transcript has 4 exons. Bases 1 to 777 code for a protein of 258 amino acids.
AUGUUGGAAGCCUUUAUUUUGACCAAUACGCAAUCUUUGGUAGAUGAUGAGACGGAGAGUAGCCACUCGAAGCGCCGUCAUCGUACGAAUUUUACUUCAUGGCAGCUGGAGGAAUUAGAACAAGCCUUCCUUAAAAAUCAUUAUCCUGAGGGUAGCUUAAGAGAAACAUUGGCAAAGCGUUUGAACUUGAAAGAAAGCAAAGUCGCUGUAUGGUUUCAAAACCGUCGAGCCAAGUGGCGAAGAAGAGAGAACACGAAAAAGGGGCCUGGUCGGCCGGCGCACAACUCUCAUUUACAGAUAUGUUCUGGCGAGCCGAUGUCUUUAGAGGAACUUCGCGCAAAAGAAAAAGCAAAAAAGCAAAAACGAAUUUCUAGGUUAAUUGUGCGACGAGCUAGGAGAUUGCGUCUUAAAAACAUCGAAGCAGACAUCGCACAAAUGAAGCGUGAUUACAUUGCUCAACUUUCUGCCAGUGAAAUCCUUUCUGAAGAAAAAUUGCACGGUGCCGAUAAGCCGUUUCCGACCGUCUCUGUCGACGGUUAUUUGAGCCCAAAUAGUGGGCACAAGCCAAGCAUCUUAAAAAAUGCGAAGGGAGUUGAAAAAUCGAGAAAACCCAAUGAUUCGAUGGCCGAAUAUUUGCGGGCGAAUCUUAAUAAUACCUUGAAUUCAAAACAGAGACAUGAAAAUUAUAUCAAAAACGAAAAACAACAAAAACUUAUAUACCGAUGCUUGCACAAACUAUGGUCGCACGCACUGCACGUCAACCAAAAGGAAUGUUAA